AUGGAUAAGGCGGUGCGCGUGAGCUGGCACCGGCUCAUCAAGGGGCCCUGCGAUCCCCCAGAAGUCGAAGCGAUGCAGUAUGUCGCCGCGCACACGUCUAUCCCUAUACCGAAGGUGCACAAGAUACACACUACGGAGAGUGGCUUUAUAUACAUUGAGAUGGAGUACGUGCAGGGCCACACCCUGUCCUGGGCCCUGCCCGAGCUGUCGGCGGGCGACAAGGCCAGAAUCUUUGGUCAGCUCAGACGGCACGUCGAGGAGCUGCGCAGUUUGCCUCCUCCCUCACCGGGUCUGGUGUCGUCCGCCUUUGGAAACCCGGCCCACGACGGGCGCAUCGGUGGGCGCUUCUUUGGGCCGAUGAGCGUGGACUCGUUCCAGGAGCUAGCGCGCGGCCGGCUGGUCAUGGAGGACGUGCCUCUCCUAGGCGAGGAGGUGCGGCAGGUGCACACGUCGCGCUACGAGACCGUGUUUACGCACGCCGAUCUCGCCGCGCGAAACAUCAUCGUGCGCGGGGGCGACAUUGCCGCCAUAAUCGACUGGGCAUACGCGGGUUGGUACCCCGUCUACUGGGAGUUUACAAAGGCGCACUAUGUCAUCCUCGAAGAGGACUGGGUGGACAAUGUGCGCACAGCGAUUCCUCCGUAUGACUUGGAGUUGACAGCAGAAGAAAUUCUCUGGACGAGGUUACCAGAGCCGGGAACAGCAAUGACAAGCUCUUUCCGCGGGAAGGUCAACAUUCAUCCGGGCUCAUAUCCUUCAGCAACUUGGCUUGAGGCAAGGCUUAAAUCACAAGCAAAUGAUCUUUGGUCCUGUUUGGCCGGCUACCGCAGAAGUGCAGGUAGCCACAUCUCACUGCGCCAUCGACGCCUUUCCGAUGCCUUCUCUCUGCAGAGUGCUGCUGAGUUAAUACCGCCGCUAGCGAAAUCUAACAGCAUGGCACAGCUUGUCACAUUGACGCUCUACCACAGGGGCAACCUUUCCCAGGGCCGCAUGCGCUCCGUCUUUGGCCACAAAGCAUACCACUGGGGCGUGCUCAUCGUGCCCAAAGUGAAGCGCCCUGGGCGCGUUGCGCACGCCUUUGAGGCCACCGACAUAUCCGAGAUUGACCCAGUCACGUUUCGAAUGGACAACCCGUCCAUGGACUGGCACUUCCGCGCGCGCCUCAACGUGGACCCGGAGCUUAGCCAGAAGCUGCUCGGACAGCUCGUCGUCGGCGAGAUCCCGGAAGGCGUCACGCCCGAGGAGCUCAAGAUAUUUUUCGAAGCGGUGCCCCUGCCAGUCCGGAACACGGACCCGCAGCAGGGCUGCGUGACGUGGUCCGUCAAUGCCCUUCGGGCUCUACAGGAGCGCGGCUGGGCGUGGGACUUUGACCUUGACGUCUUUCGAGACGACGCGCUCGCGUAUGCUGAUGACAGAAACAAGAACGACCACGCAACCGAGCCCAAGCUCAAGUAUUACCUCGAGGACAAGAGAUGCCAGAGUGAUGAUGGAGUGGAUGAAGCAGAUAAAUAG
Messenger RNA from Beauveria bassiana ARSEF 2860, 1512 nucleotides. Its product is annotated as serine/threonine protein kinase. The transcript is spliced from 4 exons. Gene Ontology annotation, molecular function: protein kinase activity. The record is from RefSeq and is a predicted model, not a curated record. NCBI's taxonomy places the organism in Eukaryota, Fungi, Ascomycota, Sordariomycetes, Hypocreales, Cordycipitaceae. Bases 1 to 1512 code for a protein of 503 amino acids. Gene Ontology annotation, biological process: protein phosphorylation.